AAAAAAAAAAAAUGAACAAUAAAUCGACGGAAAAUUUGCUUGAGGCCGAAGACGUCGAAUCUCUUGACAUUCAAUCGUUGGAACUUGAAAAUUUGAAAGCAUCUCAUUCCAAUCAGUUUAAUACUGAAAUUCAAAAUGAUGAAAAUCGUAAAAAAGUGAAAAAAAAAUUUAUGGUCGAAAAUUCUGAAAUCGAUAGUGCCGAAUUGAAAUCAUUGGAUCGUCCAAUUCCAGCGGUACGGAAAUUAAGUUUGGCCCCGAUUGCAAGUAAGAGAAAUAGUAAAAAUAGCAAGGAGUUGAAGGAAGACUGUAAUCAAUUGGUAUGGAAACAAUCUCUUCCAAGCGACGACACCAUUCAAAUUGUCAAUGAACAAAAUACGGUACAUAAACACAAUUUAGAUGUUGAUUCUAAUGUGGAAAAGCGUCAAAAAUCAGGAAGACAAAAUUGCAUUGAAUUGUCUUCGUUCGGAAAAGAGAAAAAAUCGAAAAAACGUUUUUCGUCAAUUCAAGCGAAUGAAGAGACCACAUCGUUCAUCUCAUAUGAAGAGAAACAUGAAAAAGAAGACAAUUCGGAGCAUAAUCAGUCAAAUCGUUCGUCUACAAAUGUUAAAAAAAUUUCGGAUGACAAAAUAAGUGGACGAAGAAAUGAGGCGUUUGUUGAUUCCGACGAUAAUGUAUCAAUAACUAAAACUCCUGAUGAGAGUGAAGUGAAUGUAAAAAUUUCAAAAAUUGAGUCAAAAAAGAAAAAAAUUAAAUCGAAAUCGAAAAAAUUAAAACGUUCCCGUCACAGUAUUGAAAAAAGGGACAAAGACAGUAAGGGCACGAAUAAAAAACACGAAACACAAGAAACAUACGAUUUUAAAAGACUUAUCGGCGUUUGGAUACAUCAAAGUUCCGCUUUACGAUUUGAUCCAUUGAUAAGGCAACCACGAGUUAGGGUAUCAUUUUUUGACCUAAACGAUGGUGAAUUGCUGAACAAAAGUAAUCCACUUCGGAAUGCCGUUUCAAACUAUGAACCAACCAAUGUUACAUUCAUCCAACCGAUUUUGAGCAAUAGAUGUAAAUUCAAAGUGUCAAGUGAAAUCGAAUGCGAUUGGGGCGAUGAAGUUUUACUUAUAAAUGAGGAUAUACGACAUAUCCAGAGAGAUCAUGUCAUUAUUUUCUUUGAAAUUGUGGAUAUUCUAGUUUCGGAUGGUUGGUAUCCGAUUUGUUGGGCUUUUUUGCGGCCAGGAAAUGACAAAACAUUUUCAAACCUUAAUGUUCGGUGUGAUCUUCAACUAUAUUACUAUCAACGUGCCAAGAAUAAUAUCCUCAACGAAUGGAAAUCACAGAAGAAAAUCAAAUAUCCAGCCAAUUUAUCGGUGACUGUUGCAUCGUACCAACAUAAAUCAUCGCAAAGUGUGUCAUUGACACGGCCAAUGAGUGUGUUGGAAGAAGAAAGAACCGAGGAUAUUUAUACUUUUGCCACUGACGAUGAAAAAUUGAGCGAACAAUCAUACCCAGAAGAAAAAUCAAAAACAAAUCAACGGGCUGAAAAGUUGACACACAAUCCAGAUCGACUUGAAUCAAAAAUGUUAAAUCUGAAGACUAGAUUGCCUGGACAGCAAUGCAAAUGUCCAAAUCGAUUGGUUUACAAGCACGAAAUCUCAAAUCACAUUCGUGGUCAUACAAAUCCAUCUCAAUAUGGUACAAUGAUUGUGAAAUUCAGCCCAAAUGGUUCACAACUUGCAUUCCAUCAUACAACUUAUACGAGAAGUAAUCAUGAAAUUAUCGUUAUGAAAGUGAAUAGUCUGCAAGUAUCGCAUGUUUUGACUGGGCAUUUGAGCCUUAUAUAUGACAUUGAUUGGCUAAAUGAGAGAAUUCUCAUUUCCGUUGCAUCUGAUCGAACAGCCAUCGUUUGGUUUCUUAGUGACGAGAAUUUUAAAAUAAAGGUAUUGAUUCCACAUCCUUCAUUUGUCUAUGUAACCAAAUGGUUAAGCAAACUAUCUGAAUGUGAUGCGGAUCAUGCAUAUGCAGUAACAGGUGGUCGUGAUUGUAUUUUACGAGUGUGGAAAAUCAAUAUGAACAUUGACGCUGAUAUUGAAUUGUACGAUGAAUUGAUUCAACAUGACAAUUACAUUACCUCAUUGGCAAUUGCAGGCAAAUCAUUGCAUUUAUAUUCAGCUGAUUGGAAUGGUGUGUUGCUUGAAUGGUGCCAAACAAAAAACCACAAAGAAAAUGAUGAUGGACCAUUAUAUCAAAUGAGCAGGAAAAUCAAAAUAUUCCCGAAAGGAAUAUUCCGAAUUGAAAUGCAUGUAAAAAGUAAUCGUUUGUUUGUUCAAUGUGAUCCGUUGAUUUAUGUAAUCGAAACAACGUCUGCGGUUGUUGUAAGAACGAUAAAAUUGUUGAGCGAUGAUCACAUCGAGCCAGAGAUACAUGACACAUUCACGAUAUCACCAUGUGGAUCAUUGAUUUUUAUGAAAAGUCCAUAUGAAAAUCAAAUCAAAUGUAUUCGCAUAUCAAAUGAAGAGCACGUUGGGCAGUUUCGUUUGCCAAUUUCAUUAAUCACAAAAACAUAUACGGUCACAUCAUUAAGUUAUCAUCCAACCAAAGAUCUAAUUGCAUGCGCCAUAUUCGGCGAUUUGAUUCAUUCGAGCAUGUUUUUGUGGUGCAAUGGUGUCGAUAAUGUGAGCACCUUCGAUCCGCCGAAUGAAGACGAUGCACACACCAAAUAUGACACAAUGUUCAAUUCACAAGAAUGUUAUAAUGUUAAAACACAAGAGACAAUUACAGCCGACGGCAUAAAAUCCAUUUUAAAUCGUAUUGACGAUUUAUUCUUUAUGGCAGUACGAAGCUCGAUCGUUGAAAACGAUCAAUUCAAGGACAUGGAAUUACUCUUACAUAAACUCUCUUUACAGUCGAAAACAAUGCCAUCAGACAAUACAAUUACAAAAGGUCAAAGUACAAAUGACGAAGAGGAACAUAUGUUUGACAUUUCAAACGAAUCGAACGGACCAGAAAUAUCCAGACGACAGUCAAGACAACUUCAGAGUGUUACAAAUAUUAUACCAAAGAGCAUUGACUCAAACAGUUCUAAACAUACAUUUCAAAUUAAAACAGAAAAAUUAAAUCAAAAACAAACCGACGAAACACAAUCCGAUUUGAGCGAACCAAGCAAUCUCACGUUCGAAAUUAUAAAAUCAAAUGCUUGAUUAAGUGCUGAUGUCAAUAACAAAGCA
Contarinia nasturtii (swede midge) is the source of this 3215-nucleotide messenger RNA. RefSeq names its product jouberin-like. The record is from RefSeq and is a predicted model, not a curated record. NCBI's taxonomy places the organism in Eukaryota, Metazoa, Arthropoda, Insecta, Diptera, Cecidomyiidae. Gene Ontology annotation, cellular component: ciliary basal body. Bases 12 to 3188 code for a protein of 1058 amino acids. The transcript has 8 exons. Gene Ontology annotation, molecular function: protein binding. Gene Ontology annotation, biological process: motile cilium assembly.